Messenger RNA from Brassica oleracea var. oleracea, 1129 nucleotides. RefSeq names its product polygalacturonase inhibitor 2-like. NCBI's taxonomy places the organism in Eukaryota, Viridiplantae, Streptophyta, Magnoliopsida, Brassicales, Brassicaceae. Bases 28 to 1056 code for a protein of 342 amino acids. The record is from RefSeq and is a predicted model, not a curated record. Gene Ontology annotation, molecular function: protein binding. The transcript is spliced from 2 exons.
GCUGAAACACAAACACAACAACACACUAUGGGUAAGACAACGACACUGCUCUUGCUCUUGUUCGCUCUCCUCUUCACCACAUCUUUAUCCAAAGACCUCUGUCACAAAGAUGACAAAAACACCCUCCUCAAGAUCAAGAAAGCCAUGAACAACCCUUACACCAUCAUCUCCUGGGACCCCAAGGACGACUGCUGCACCUGGGUCUCUGUUGAGUGCGGCAACGCGAACCGCGUCACCUCUCUAGACAUUUCAGACGACGACGUCUCCGCUCAGAUCCCUCCUGAAGUCGGUGACUUACCGUAUCUACAAUACCUCACACUCCGCAAACUCCCUAACCUCACCGGUGAAAUCCCACCCACCAUCGCCAAGCUCAAGUAUCUCAAAUCUCUCUGGCUCAGCUGGAACAGCCUGACCGGCCCGGUUCCUGAAUUUCUGAGCCAGCUCAAGAACCUAGAGUACAUAAACCUUUCUUUCAAUAAACUCUCUGGCUCCAUACCCGGUUCUCUCUCUUUGUUACCUAAACUAGAUUUUCUUGAACUAAGCAGGAACAAGAUUACAGGUCCCAUACCAGAGUCAUUUGGAUCAAUUAAAAGAGCAGUAUAUGGGAUUUACCUAUCGCACAACCAGCUGUCCGGUUCUAUACCAAAAUCACUAGGCAACAUCGACUUUAACACCAUUGAUCUUUCCCGGAACAAGCUUGAAGGUGAUGCGUCCAUGUUGUUUGGAGCCAAAAAGACGACAUGGCACAUUGACUUAUCUAGAAACAUGUUCCAGUUCGAUAUCUCCAAGGUUAAGGUCGCUAAGACAGUUAAUUUCUUGGACUUGAAUCACAACAGCCUCACAGGGAGUAUCCCGGAUCAAUGGACCCAACUUGAUCUUCAGACUUUCAACGUUAGCUAUAACAGACUGUGUGGACGCAUCCCCCAGGGAGGUGACCUUCAGAGAUUUGAUGUUUAUGCAUAUUUACACAACAAGUGCCUAUGUGAUGCACCUCUUCCGAGUUGCAACGUGAAGAUUCAAGCUACCGAUCUUUAUCUAAACUUACCAUCAAAAUAAAUCAUGUAUAAGGACAUCUGUAUGUUCUAUUCGGAAUGAUGAAUAAAAAUGAAUCAUAUUUCAUUUGAUAAAA